AUGGCCGAAGAGCAGAAGCCCGUUGAGGUCCCCGCCGUUGAGGCUCCCGCCGCCGAGGCUGUCGCCGAGGCCCCUGCCGCUGUUGAGGCUCCUGCUGCUGAGACCGCCGCUGAGGCCCCUGCCGCUGUCGAGGCACCCGCUGCCGUGGCCCCUGCUGAGCCUGCUGCUGAGGCUCCCGCCGCCGCUGAGACCGCUGCCGAGGCCCCUGCCGCUGCCGAGGAGCCCAAGAAGAAGGUCGAGCCCAUCGAGGAGGGUGUCCUCGAGGCCAAGGGCUCUGGUUUCCCCAAGAGCUUCUUGUACACCAAGAAGUUCUUCUGGUUCCCCAAGGAGGCCGUGACCCCCAAGGACCUGGCUGCCUACGUCAAGUCCGAGAAGGUCACGGAGACCGCCCACCACGUUGUCUCUUGGGCCGCCGAGACUGGCAAGGGUCUCCUUUUCUAUGGCGACAAGCAGGGCGAGAAGCCCCACGGUGUCAUCCAUCUGGCCGAUGCUUCUGAGCCCACCACCGAGGGUGCCAACAAGUUCCAGGUCACCGCCAAGGGCCACAAGCACGUCUUCAAGGCCCCGACUGCCGCCGACCGUGACAACUGGGUUGCCCAGCUCAAAGCCAAGAUUGCCGAGGCCAAGGAGCUUGCUGCCACCGUCACGGAGAGUGAGACCUACAAGAGCACCCUUGCUUCGCUGAAGCCUGCUAAGAAGGAGGCCGCUCCCAAGGCCGAGGACGCUCCCAAGGCCGCCGAGCCCGCCGCCGAGGAGCCCGCUGCCUCUGCUACCGCGGCUGCCGUUGCUGCUCCCGCCGUCGUUGCCGCCGUUGCUGCUCCUGCCCAAGAGGCCCCGAAGGAAGAAGCUCCCAAGGAGGCUGCCAAGGAGGAGCCCAAGCGCCGCUCUGCUUCCGGCAAGCGCACUUCCAUCUUCGGCAGCCUGAUUGGCGGCAAGAAGGAAGAGAAGAAGGAGACUGCUGCCCCUGCUGAGGCCCCGAAGGACGCUGAGGCUGCCCCUGCUGCUGCUGCUGCCCCUGAGGAGGCUGCUGUCGAGGCUCCUGCCGCCGAGACCGCCCCUGCUGAGGCUGAGGCUGCUGCUGAGCCGGUUGCUGAGGCGGCCCCUGCUGUUGCUGCCCCUGAGGUGAAGACCCCUGAGAUCAAGACCCCUCCCGCUACCAAGCGCGGCAGCAUCUUCGGCAACCUGGGCUUCUCCAAGAAGAAGGCCGAGGCUGAGGCCGCCCCUGCUCCCCCUGCCAAGGAUGCCGCGGCGGAGCCUGCAGCUGUCUCUGAGACUGCCCCCGUGAUCCCGGCUGUUGAGGCCACCGAGCCCCUCUCUACUGAAGUCGCCCCUGCUGCUGAGGCGAACGCCGCCGAGGCUACCCCCGAGGUCGCUGCCGCCGCUACCAACGGCGAGAAGAAGGAGGCCAAGAGCGACAAGCGCAAGUCGUCGCUGCCCUUCAACUUCGGUGGCAAGAAGUCGGACGACGAGGGUGAGAAGAAGACGUCGGGCUUCUCUCGUCUCCGCAACACCGUCCGCCUGGGCCGCAAGGACAAGUCUCCUGGCCCCGCCAAGACUGAGGAGGCCGCUGCUGCCGUUGCCGAGGCCAAGCCCGCUGAGGCUGAGGCCCCUGUUGAGGAGGCUCCUGCCGCUGCCGCUGCCGCUGCUCCUGCCGCUGAGGCUGAGGCCGAGGCCGCUGCCCCGGCUGCUGCCGCUGAGGAUGCUGCCGCUGAGGUUCCCAAGGCCGUCACCGCCACCCCUGUUGUCGCUGCCACCGCAUAG
Molecule: messenger RNA, 1761 nt
Organism: Sporothrix brasiliensis 5110
Lineage: Eukaryota; Fungi; Ascomycota; Sordariomycetes; Ophiostomatales; Ophiostomataceae
Exons: 3
Coding region: 1-1761 (586 amino acids)
Source: RefSeq, a predicted model, not a curated record